Messenger RNA from Nothobranchius furzeri (turquoise killifish), 819 nucleotides. RefSeq names its product inosine triphosphatase (nucleoside triphosphate pyrophosphatase) (gene itpa). The record is from RefSeq and is a predicted model, not a curated record. Gene Ontology annotation, molecular function: nucleoside triphosphate diphosphatase activity. Gene Ontology annotation, biological process: nucleoside triphosphate catabolic process. NCBI's taxonomy places the organism in Eukaryota, Metazoa, Chordata, Actinopteri, Cyprinodontiformes, Nothobranchiidae. Gene Ontology annotation, cellular component: cytoplasm.
GAUUUUAUUGGUUACUGCAAAGCUGCAAGGUCCGGUUGUGUUAGUUUUCCGGGUGAUUUUCAUCAUGGCUGGUAGAACUGUGGUAUUUGUGACUGGAAAUGCAAAAAAACUCGAAGAAGUUGUUCAAAUACUCGGAAACAAGUUUCCCUACAAACUAGUCUCAGAAAAGAUCGAUUUACCCGAGUACCAGGGAGAGCCAGAUGAGAUUUCUAUUCAGAAGUGUAAGGAAGCUGCGCAGCAGAUUGAUGGACCAGUCAUAGUAGAGGACACCUGCCUGUGUUUUAGGGCUUUGGGAGGACUACCUGGUCCUUACAUCAAAUGGUUUCUUGAUAAACUCAAACCAGAGGGUUUGUACAAACUUCUAGCUGGGUUUGAAGACAAGUCAGCGUGGGCUCUCUGCACCUUUGCGUUCUGUGCUGGUAAAGAUGAACCUGUGCAGCUGUUCAGAGGGAAAACAGAGGGACAAAUUGUGGAACCAAGGGGGCCAAAAGACUUUGGAUGGGACCCUUGUUUCCAGCCAAAUGGAUUUGAGAAAACUUACGCUGAACUUCCCAAAGAAGUAAAGAAUUCAAUCUCUCAUCGGUAUCGGGCGCUCGCUGCUAUGUCCGAGCACUUCUCACAGGCCAACAGUACUUCACCAGAGAGCAAGAAGAUAAAGGAGGAGGAUUAAACACUCCUCAAUGAAAAUUAUAUAGCAAUAUACGUGUAAAAAUUAGAGUAAAUGGUUUAAAACCAAAAGAUUUUUGUUGCAACAUUAAUCUAAGUUUGAGGAGGUUCUGCAUGUUCUUUUCAAUAAAGUAUCUGUAAUUUUUAAACUAA